AUGCUUGGUGUUUCUAAAUCAGUAUUCGUGUAUUCCAUCAUUAACUGCAUUACAGUUGUUGCACUUGUCUCUAUAAGAGAAUUGGCAACUGAUGAUAUCAUUGUUAAUAUCAAUAAAGGUUAUGCUCUUCAACGUAUCGGUACUUACUCAACGAAUAUGGUAGAAGAAGUUGUGCACACAUUUUUAUCACUUGAUAAUUUUUGUGCCGUACAAACAACAAACGCUGUUUGUAAAUAUACUUCAUCAUCGUCAACGACAAACAUUAUUGAACUUGCCACUAUAAUAACAUCUGAUCAUAUAAGAGACACAUCAUUUAGUUACGACAGAGAUAACGUGUCACAAUUGAUUGCUAAAGAUUUAAACCGUGUUCUUGUACAACAUAAGUCAGAUGAAUUUCUUCGAGAUACUGAAUCAAAUGUUCAUUUUAUUAAUAACAAAUUUUAUUAUAACAAUAAUGCCGCCAAAUUAUCACCAGCAACAACUUCUAUUAAUGCCGUUGAUAAUAAUAAUAAUAAUAAUAAUAUACUACAGUUUCGUGCAACAUCAGUAGAUAUGAUUAUUAAACAAAUUAACAACAACAGAAUAAGUUUUGAAUAUUUGUCUCUUGUUGAUUUAAAAUUGUUUUUAACAAUUGUAUUUUCCAAUCUUGAUAAUUCGUAUAAAAUUAAUGAUGUUGAAGAUUCUCUAAAUGCUUUUUCUCAAAUAGCCGUUGGACAAUCUAUCUAUGCUUUACGUUAUUGUGGAUUAAAUAGACAACAUUCAUUAUCCUCAAAACCAUGUCUAGUAAUUUCAACAUUAUUUAUACGAAUUCCAUCAAAUAGUCCCUCAGUUUAUUCAAUUUAUCGUUUGUUUCCAUUACCAGUAGUUACUAAUGAUAAUAAAUAUAUUUAUUCUGAUCUUCCAAAAAUCAUAGGAAUUAAUUCUAUUGAACAAACAUUAAUUAGAACAACACGUAUUGAACAAUUACGGAUUGAUUCAUCAAUAGAUACACAAUGUCCCUUAAAACUGUUUGAAACAUUUGAACGAAUUGAAUUUCCAUUGGCCAUUGAAACUGUAUUACGGGAUUCAACUACACAUACAAAAACAUUUUUUGAUCAUUAA
This is a messenger RNA of Rotaria sp. Silwood2, 1101 nucleotides long. The record is from the annotation of a GenBank genome assembly. NCBI's taxonomy places the organism in Eukaryota, Metazoa, Rotifera, Eurotatoria, Philodinida, Philodinidae.